AUGUGCGGUCGUUUUGCUUGCGGUUUAGCUCCUGAUAUCGUACGUCGUCUGUCGACUUACAUGCAUUCUCAAACAAAUGAAUCAACCGUACCACCAUUUAUCGACUUAAUGUCGUCAACACGAUCGUUUCGACCAAGUUGGAACAUUUCUCCGACUUCAACUUGUCUCUGUUUGAUUUCAGCGAAGCAUUUAGAUGAACAAGAGGAUUCAUCAACACGAGUCCUCUGCUCGAUGCGUUGGUCGCUUGUUCCACAUUACUACAAAGGCGAUCUGACCGAUCUGAAACUUGUUUUGAACAAUUGUCGAUCGGAAACUAUCGAUGAAAAGCCAAUUUUUAAAAGACCUUUAAGGAAUGGUUAUCGAUGUGUCGUGCUUGCUGAAGGAUUCUUCGAAUGGAAGAAGAAUGUUUCAAAAGUACCUUAUUUUAUUUACCAAUCGGAACCAUUUCUUAAAGAAAGAAACUAUCCAAAUAUUAAUUUGGAUAAAAUCCAACCACAUACAGAUGAGAAGCCACGACUAUUAGCCAUGGCCGGCCUUUUCGACGUCAACGAAAAUCUCGAUUCUGAUCCGUUGUAUUCAUGUACAAUCUGUACAGUCGAUGCUAGUGAAUCCAUGCGAACUAUACAUUCUCGAAUGCCGGUGAUUCUUUCAAGUCAAGAAGAAAUUGACGAAUGGUUGGAUUUUGGUCGAUACAAAACUGAAGAAGUUCUUUCAUUACUUCUUCCACAUGAUGAUAUUCAUAUGUAUCGAGUUACACCAAAUGUCGGUUCGACCAAAACAAAUGACAAGAACAAUAUCCGACCGAUCGAUAUCGAUAAAGAGAAUAAUCAAAAUACACUUGAUUCAUUUGUGAUUAAAAAAGCUCCAAGGAAAUAUUUCGAAAAUCGUGUUUUAAAAGAUGAAACUAAUUUGAAUCUGUCACGUAAACGUUCAUCCAAUCCAACCGAUGAGAACUCAUCUCAAGAAAUUAAACGAUCAUCAAAGCGUUUGAAACAAUAG
This is a messenger RNA of Adineta ricciae, 999 nucleotides long. NCBI's taxonomy places the organism in Eukaryota, Metazoa, Rotifera, Eurotatoria, Adinetida, Adinetidae. The record is from the annotation of a GenBank genome assembly.